ACCUGAGCCACGCCCAGCCAGGUGAGGAACCCGGAAGUGCCCUGCUUACAACCUUAACGACAAGGGCUACUGAACACCGAAUUACAAUAACGUGCUUUCAAACCAAUAUGAGAGAGAAGAAGUCGUGAUUACAAGUGGAAUAGUGUUUCUUUGUGGAAACAAAAUGAGUUGGCUGGUUUUUGGACUGCUCCUGGUUCUGACUGCAGGUGUUUCAGAGGCAAACGCAGUAACUGUAACCACUGGACCUUACACGAAGGUGACCAUAAGCAGACCGACAGAGGGCCCUGACUGUUUCGUAUGUGUAGGUGAAGGCUCCGCGCAGACUUGUAAAUUACGAGCUGACAUUAAUCAACUUCAAACCCUUCAUGUGUCCUUCAACUGCAGCAGACCUCAAGACAUCUUCACUAUCGAGAUUAAUAGGGACUUUGACUGUUCAAUGAGCUGCAACUAUGGUCCCAUACAAGCCGACUGGUCCUUCUUCCAAGAUUUCAAAAGAGUUUUUACAUGGGACCUAAGAUUCAAAUCAUCCACCAGGUCAUUUCAGCUGGAGUUUCCAGGUCCAGGAAUGAGACAGAUCCAGUCAUCAGAACAAUGUCCGGACAAUCACACAUACUCAAUCCUGAUGUACUUACGGGCAGGACCCAUGAACCUUGGCAAAUUCUGUCAAAAUGGCACAAUCACUCGCAUCCAGAUUCUUUGGAAAUGGCGCUUAACUCUGGAGGUUCCCAAAGAAACAACCCUGAGCCAAUUCUCCUUCAAAUACUCAGAGGUUGUCGGUUCAGUGUUUGCUGUAGAUGCCGUCCUACCUCGUGGCAUCUCAAACACAGACUUCUUCAGUGCCAGUGGCUUCCCUUUUGCGUAUACAGUGAUGUGGAACUUUGUUGUACCACCCAGGCAUAACUUCACUGUUGAUUUUGUGAAGUACAACAAGCCAGAGUGCCAAGGCAAACCAGUUAAAGUGAUAUACCAGCAGGCCAACAUGGCUCCAGUGGAAAAAACACCAACUGAUGAGCAGCCUGCUAAUUAUAAUAGAAACUUCAGCUUGUCUCUGACAAAUUGUGAUGGCAAAACUGCUGGGGGUUCAAGUGAUAGUGGGCUCUUACUCAACUUCAGGGUCUCUGUGUUUAGAGGUGGAAUUCCAGAUUUGUGUGCAGUGGAUCUUCAGAAUGAUAAAGGCCUGAGCCUUCAAAUCGAGAAGAAGAAUCAGGCUGAACUCUGUGAGAUUGGUAUGGAUAAAGUAGUGAAGGAGAAGAUCGUUGUGCCAGCCGGCUCCAAAGUCAGCCUGUCCUUUUUGGACUGCCUGAAGGACGAUCUCAUUCUCACAGCCACCAAGACCAUUGAGUGCCAGAAUUUGGCCUCUUGUCCUUCAGUUGCUGGGACUCUCCUUACUAUACCGUUGGUUGACUCCUGCCUGCCGCCUUCACUUAGCCAGGUCACCUGGGUCUUGAACGUUCCCGAGCGGGGCAGUGUGGAGCUGAGUGCACCUCAGGGCAGCCUGUAUCAGUCAGUGCCUGGAGAUCAGGUGUGUGAUCAGCUGCUGUCUGCACAGGUCUCUGCAGCCAAUAACUUCAGCAUUGGUGAUUUCUGCUCUGCUAGUAAAGGCAUCAUUCAGAGGAUUCAGAUCUCCUCCAGCAUCACAGUUACUACCAGUGCUGAUGGGAAUAAGGACCUGAGACAAGUAAUGGCACCUCUUCUAAAUGCAUCCUUUAAUUCAGAGAUUGACGAGACCUUGAUCUACACUGUCUAUCCACGUAUCUCAACCUCUGCACUCAUUAUGACACCCAACUGGCCUGGGGAAAUGAAGCCAGACUCCACCUUAUCAUAUAUUGUAAAUGUUCCUGAGGAUUACAGUGCUCAGCUGCUCUUCAGUAACGUCACUUUUCCAGAAUGCCUAAAGAAUCACGCUGAAGUCCAUAUUCAGGAGCUAGGCUCAGAUCUGGAAGUAGGCUUCAGGGAGGAUGAGAAGUUGGUUCUUGAGCACAACAUUUUGAAAAGUUUUUACCUCAAUAUGUCCAACUGUGAACCUGAGAAAGGCAUAUUUGCCAUUCUGAGCAAGAUCUCCCUGCAGAAGAAGCCCGGCAAACUGCUGAGCAUCAUUUUGGGGGUGGUUGGAGCACUGUUGGCACUCUUGAUCAUCAUUCUUGUUGUUGUUUGUGUGGCAGUAAGGAAAAAGAAGCGGCAAAUCAACAGGUCCUCUAUCUACAUUCCCAAAGGAAACGUUUCUCUACCUGGUGAUGUCUUGUUCCCAAAAACACGAGCUGACAACGAUUCCCACGUGUACACUUCUAUCGAUGAUACCAUGGUGUAUGGCCACCUUCUGCAGCAGGACCUGAGCGGUCCUGGCCAUUUCAACGGCCAUCAAGUAGACGGCUAUAAAGCAUUUUCUGGCCCCGUGGACAAGACGAUUAAGGAUACUCUAUAUGACCCGACUGUGGAGCGAGGACCUGACAAAGAUACGUACCAUCCUUUCCUGGCUCCAUCUGAAACUUUUAUUCCAUCCAGGCCUCGCACUCCACUGGGUCGUUUGGACUCCAUGGAUUAUGAGGACCGCAGGAUGGUGGAUAACACACUGUAUACAUUCAAAACCCCAGGUGAACCAAAUCAGAUGAACCGCUCUGCUGCAGAUCCGGUAUUUUGCCAGAGCCUGAUGAUAAUUCUUGGUCAGAGUCUGAGCUGGCUGAUCCAGAAUAUGAGGCCACAUAUGAGGAGGAUAUGUAGGAUUUAUCUCAUGGUGGAGAAAAUGAACCCUGUCACACAAAGGUGGAAUGUUCUGAUCUAAGGUCAGGUGGUGCAUUUAAUUUCUCAUGGGAUGCUAUGAAAGCGGGCUGUCCUGCUGCUCAGGGGCGCAUGAAGGUCAUAAAAGCAAGCCGCAUUAGCAUGUCUAUACUGAUCAACAGCACCAUCACGAUACACCCACACCAUGUUCUCUAUAUACAUGUGUUUUAUGGAUGUUUUACAGAGAAACGAAGCAGAACAUGCUGCUUCUGUAAAACUCAGUGUUUUAGUUGUUUGUCUAUAUAUUUUUAUUCCCAAAUCCCAUCUACUGACUCAAAGUUGGAUUCUUUACCUGGUUAUUCAUAGAUUCUGUUCAUGGUAAAGGGAAUGAGAAACUUUGAAAGUUUCAGAAGUUAUAUUGACCUCAAAUGAAACUUUGAAUCUGGAAUUUUUUUUUUUUUUAAUGCAAUAGCUUAUUUGCCAUGUGUGUUCUUAAUCGUUGCCAGACUUCAUCUGAAGAAUAUCGAAUCAUUUGGAUUUGCAGAUUUGUUAGAAAUAUUUUGUUUUUAGUUACUGUUCACAUUUUUUUUAAAUAAAUUUUAAAUUCUUGAAA
Messenger RNA from Silurus meridionalis, 3328 nucleotides. It is a transcript of the gene cdcp1b, whose product is annotated as CUB domain containing protein 1b. The record is from RefSeq and is a predicted model, not a curated record. The transcript is spliced from 9 exons. Bases 164 to 2779 code for a protein of 871 amino acids. NCBI's taxonomy places the organism in Eukaryota, Metazoa, Chordata, Actinopteri, Siluriformes, Siluridae.